Messenger RNA from Puntigrus tetrazona (Sumatra barb), 5344 nucleotides. RefSeq names its product rab11 family-interacting protein 2. Lineage: Eukaryota; Metazoa; Chordata; Actinopteri; Cypriniformes; Cyprinidae. Gene Ontology annotation, cellular component: phagocytic cup; endosome. Gene Ontology annotation, biological process: regulated exocytosis. The coding region runs from base 415 to 1860 and encodes 481 amino acids. Gene Ontology annotation, molecular function: small GTPase binding. The transcript is spliced from 6 exons. The record is from RefSeq and is a predicted model, not a curated record.
CCGUGACCACAUCGGCGGAAAUGAGGAACUAGGAAGUCGAUUUGCAGGGCUGAUGUGGAAUGCCACACAUUUGUUUAAGAUGAAUUAGUGUUGCUCACGGCAACUCGUUCAUUUUCAUCUACCACAAGUACCGAUUGGCAUAAGCGGUCAUCCCACGUGCGGUGGCGACGCUAGUUUGUUCGAGAAAGAUGCUUCAGAGGUGACCUGAAUUGGAGCGGGGCGAAUGUGUGGGUUGUUUGCAGAGUGUAAUGACAUCAUUACCUGUUAGAUAUAUAGAUGCGGCUUUUGUGUUUUAUCUACUCUUGGUCACUCAUUUCCUGUGAUUAGAAACUAAACAAAAUGCCAAGGCCGAAUUGAAGUAAUACGUCUAUCAGUUCACACGCCAAAAUCCACAAUCGUACACCUGAAGCCAUCAUGUCAUUAGGCGAACAGUCACAGAAGUGGUUUCCAACUCACGUUCAAGCCACUGUUCUUCAAGCCACGGACCUGCAACCAAAGGGCAAGAAUGGCACCAACGAUGCCUACACGAUCAUCCAGCUGGGCAAAGAGAAGUACUCCACAUCGGUGGCGGAGAAGACCCUCAGCCCGGUGUGGAGAGAAGAAGCUUCAUUUGAACUGCCAGGGCUGCUGAUGGAGAGCAAUCCGGAGGUGUAUGAGCUGUGCCUCACAGUCAUGCACAGGUCCCUGGUUGGGUUGGACAAGUUUCUGGGCCAAAAAAUCAUCAACUUAAAUGAGAUAUUUGACAAUAAGGAACGGCGGAAAACUGACUGGUACACUCUAGACUCACGGCCUGGUAAGAAGAGGAAAGACCGAGGCAAGAUUCAAGUUAGCAUCCAGUUUAUGCGGAACAACAUGACCGCCAGUAUGUUCGAUUUGUCAAUGAGAGACAAACCCAGAUCGCCGUUCUCCAAGCUCAAGGAAAAGAUGAAGGGUCGCAAGCACGACGGUGCCUUUUCAGACACAUCCUCUGCCAUACUUCCACGCUCAGGACAGAGUGAGACUGAUUCUCUGCCAGACCAGCACCCACAUCCUCACCCUCACCCUCAGGCUGCUCCUGAACCCAAGCCAAAACGCUCGCUGCUCACUGGGACGCAGAAACUUUCUGCUGCUCACUCUAUGUCUGAUCUGAUAGGAACUCACUUCAGGCCCAAACUCGACUCCAUGAACUCAAUUGAGGAGAAAGGGGUCGCUGCAUCUCACAGGCACUCUCAGAGCGAUGGGUAUGGUUGUCCAACCACCGACGUUCCAUGUGACCCCUUUUCCGACAUUGGAGACAACAUGCCCCAGAAAUUUGCCACUCUCCCACGCAACCGCAAUCCCUUUGAGGGAGAUCAGGGGAUGCUGUGGGGGGCAGAGAAGAGAGAGAAGGAGAAGAAGGUCGGUCUUCUGGGGAGAGUGACUGGGAAGAAGGAAGGAAAGAAAACGGCCGCUGGAACGCGAACAGGAAGCUCUGGAGACCUGCGAUCUCCAAACCCCUUUACAAGUGAAACCUCAAGUGAAACCAACCCUUUCCUCUCACACUACAGAUCCAGUGACAACAUGAGAAAUCCCACCAGUACUGAGGACCUUACACAGAGAUUCAAAACCUCUCCUGAAAAGAAGCACGGCAUAAAAAGUGCAAGAGAGCACGAGCCUGAACAUCUGCAGACCAAUAUGGCGGCCUACAGCAAUCUCUCCUUUGAAGAAGUUGUGCAAGAGCUCAUCAAGCAGAAAGAUGUGGUGAGAAAAAAAGAUGCUCAUAUUCGAGAGCUGGAGGACUACAUUGAUAACCUGCUGGUCAGGGUAAUGGAAGAGACACCCAGCAUCCUGAGAACACCCUAUGAGCCCAAGAGAAAAGCUGGGAAGAUCUCAAAGAAGUAAAGGAUCUCCAAAGUAUACUGUAACGGUUUUAGGUAUUGCUUUUAAAAGGGCGUUUUAAUGUCACGUCUGACAGGUCAAGUCAUGGACAGAUUUCUUGCCAUAAAUUUACUGUAGGUUUUUAAGAACAAUCGGGUGUAUUGUGAAGAAAGAUAGGCACUAAAUGUGGCGAUGCCAAAACCCCCUUUUUAGAUUUUUCCUUUUUUUUUUUUUUUUUAAAGAAACUUUUUUGCUGUAGACUAAUACUUUGAGUAAAACAAGCAGCCAUUAAUAGUUUAGAGCGGCGUUCUCGCGCGAAGAGACCAAUGUUAUGUUUUUACCGACAAUAACUGUGUUUAAGUUGACUUUUAUUUUGGAUUCAGUCAGUAUAACACAAUUGAGCACUUCAUACUCUCACUGUGUUUUGGGAUGAUCACUGGGGCGGACUGUCCAUAUGAGGCCUUUAAUUUUCUGUGACGGAAUCAUACAAAAGCUGUACCUGAUCAGCUGACGUGCGUUUGUCCACAUAUAUGUUAUGAAGCAAGAAAACACUUGGAUGGCACCACGGGACAUAGAAGUGAUCGUUUACCGCAUGUUUUAGUACCAAAUCAUAUUGGGUUUGCCAAGGUAACCCCUGUUACUUUUGAUGGCGUUUACAUAUUGACCUGUGUUUGGUGCCAUAUUGAUACGUUACAAGAUGUCGGUACUGGAUUCUUUUGGUACUUUUUUUCAAAGCAUAUGUCUAUAAAAUAAUACACUGGUACAGAAUUACACUACUAAUAUUUAUUUUGAGCUUGAUUGCAAUGAGCAAAUGUGAAUGUGAAUAACACUGUUCACUUUUUAAGUCUAAAAAAACUAACUGCCUGUUAUAUACAGUGAUGACAAAAGUGUAGAAAUGAGCAUCCAGUCUCCAAAGACUUGAUUCUGAAUGUCCUUCAGUUAAACAGGAAUGUACUGAUGCCGAAUAUCUUUAGUGUAUCCGAGAACUGUCAAAAUGUGUGGGCUGCCUACAGUUGACUACACCAAAGUGUAAAUGGUUUUUGAUGAAACUUAAGCUAGUCGGCCAGUCAAUCAAGUACAUAAGUAUUAUACAGCCUCUUUUUAAUUUCAAAUUUUACCAGAGCAAAUCUAGGCCAUCUGUAUUUAAAACCACAGCAAAUAACUGAUUGAUUUGGCACAUCUGUAUGACUCAUUAUGGAAACAUUUCAGUCGGUUUGAUUCAUUACAAUGUAUAGCAUGUUUCGUGAUGUAGACAAAAGCUAGCAGAAGAACUAUCGUUUACAGUUUGCUUUGUAGUUUAAAGGCAGUACUACUUGACGUUGUACUGCCUUCCCGAUAUAGUACACUUCUUGUAGUGUUUACUACGUUUUUCUUGUGUCAUCUCUGGUACGUAUCUGGUGAGAAAAUGACAUUGGCUAUCAUUCUUGGUAACUCGCCAUAUAUUUUUGCACCUUGGGCCGUAACACUGGAGCCUAUGUGCAGUGAAAUGCUGUACAGCAGUGGUGCAUGUGCGCCCCGCUUUAAAAAAAAUGUAGAUUUGAGAAAUCUAGAACGAUUGUAGUAAGCCAGUUUAAUAUGUUAGCCCUUCGUGUGACGAACAAAACAAUUCUUUAGGUUCUCUGUGUAUAUAGCUCUGCAGAAAGCUUCCCAGAAGUGGUUUUCUUAACUACACGGUAAAACACUGUGCUGGUUAGUUGUGCUGGAAAGGAAGUCUUGUCUUUUAUAAUAUUCAGUCACAAUGAGCAAGUGAUGUAUUCUAGCUGUAAAUUAUUAUUGUUUUGUUCAUUCCAAGUUUUAUUUACUUGCAUUUUACGUACUUGGGGAGGUUUACAUGUGUGUAUUCAUGUUAAAAUCAUUCAGUGCCACAUGCAGUGUUACACAGUGCUGACAUUAGUUAAACUCUCUAUAGUUUGUCAGUUUUCUAAAAAUGAGACCAUUACAUUUUGCGUGAGCAGACAGAAGCUAUAUUUUUUCCAUUUAGUUCUGUUUACAUGCAAAAAUAUGGAAAAAUGUGUUAAAGCUUAUUUUUACAAAUAAUUUACAAAUGUUGUUUGCCAGGCUCACGUUGUUUAAACUAGGAGCAUGCUAUUUAUUAAGGUUAUUUUUUGUUUUGCGGUAUAUUUGUCACUGGCCAAAAAUGUUUUAUUGAAUUAAUUCAAUUCAUAAAAAUUAUAAGAUGAAGAGUUAGCUAUAGCAUGUAUAAGUAGCUAUAGUUUCUCUCUCUCUAUUUGUCAUCGGAUGUGUGGCACCUAUGUGUUUUUUUUUUGGUUUUUUUCCCAAGACCUUUCAAUCAAACAAGGUUCAAAAUUGCUUAAGAUUUGCUGUAGAUCUUUUUGUCAGAUGAUAAGUGUUGACUUGCAUCGAUCAUAUUCAGCUGAGCACUUUGCUUCUCCUGUCUCAUUGAACUGGACCUGCUAUGCAUCUCCCUCCAGAGCAAAUCUGUGUGGUACACUGAAUGUAUUUUGACCAAUCAGCAAUGUCUGUAAAUCACAAACACAGUGUUGAUUAUCCUGUGUAGAUAUUACCUAGCACUUCUUUUAUUACUUUUUACAGCUGAAAUGAUGCUGACACAUUGUUUGCUUUCACUAAUAUUAACGGUAUAAUUGAUCAUCAUGGUUUUAAGUUGAUUAUCAAGAAGACAUCUUUAAUGUGUAUGUUAAUCCAUUGGAUUAUUAAUGUUCCCAGUGUUUAGACUACCUGUUAUUUUUGCCAUUUCUUUCCUUUUGCUCCAUGCUUGAUCUUUUGAUUUUCAACAUUUUAUUGUUGUAUAUUUAAAGAUGUAACGCUAUUGUUAAAGUGAUCAUAUUUGUUUGUAUGCUGCUAUUUUCCUGCUGUCUCCCCAGAUGGUUUAGUAACCGUAAAAUUCACACGGAUUCAUCAAGACUUGAAAAAAUCUGAAUGGAACAAAAAAAUGUUUUCCACGUAAGGUAUAGUUGCAGGGAAAAUGUAAAAAGAAAACAUGAAAACCACAGUAUCAAAAAAUUUAAUAUCUUUUUUUAAUUAUUAUUAUUAUUUUCCAUUAGGUGUCUUCUAUACAUUAAUCUCUGGUGCUGAAAAAGAAUCAUAUCACAUAUAUACAUUUGUACCAGUUUUUCAGUAUUCUGUAUCAUAUGGGUUUCCAUUGACGUAAACGACUUUAUACUCCGACACUCCUUCCAUUAAAAUACUUCUUCCUCUAUUUCCUCCAAAAACUUGAAUUUCCAAUAGUGUGUAAGUAACACUACUUAGAAUAUAGAAUCUUACCCUCAGAAUUUGAUUACGGUGUUAGAAAAAUCAUAGUUAUGACGAGGACUUUUCUCAACGUGACACUUUCCUGUGGGGCGGUUAAACAUUUUGCGUAGAUGUAGUUAUUAAUGAUUCAUCCGGAAAUAUGUCUGUCUUUGCAUUCUUGGCAUGCGGCAUGAAUGAGUGUAGAAGAGAGAUCUGAGUGUAUUUGUCUAUGUGACUACCAUAUAAAGGGUGAGAAUGACGGUACAGCCCAUUUCAAUAAAUCUCCUGUACUUCAUUA